UUGAUUUGUCGGCUCGCGCCAACUUGCUCUGGUCCUAACCGCGCCACUCGGCUUCGCGAUGCUGUAGAGAUGGAACGACAUUAUGCUGUAUGCCACACACAUAUUUGUGCAGCUGAUAGAUGCCAUACCGUAUUUCCCGACGAGAGGUUCCUUGAAUUACACCAGGUGGAAUGUCAUGACACUUUGGCGGCAAUUAGAAAGGAGAGGGGAGAGAAAAUUGUA
This is a messenger RNA of Cantharellus anzutake, 222 nucleotides long. RefSeq lists its product as uncharacterized. NCBI's taxonomy places the organism in Eukaryota, Fungi, Basidiomycota, Agaricomycetes, Cantharellales, Hydnaceae. The annotation marks the transcript as partial. The record is from RefSeq and is a predicted model, not a curated record. The transcript has 2 exons.